AUUUGUUUUUAUUGAUGAAACUAAUACUUUAGAUGUGAAAACUGUGUUUGUAACACUCAACAUAUUGCUUAUCAUAAGAUAUACUCUGUUUAGAAUUUCUGAUAUGACAUCCUGCUAUGCUAAGGGAAAUACUUCAUUGACUCGUCUGAGGAAAUUUCUCUCAUCAGAAGAACGUGAGAUGUCAGUUGUUGGAGAGGAGCCUGAUGAAGGGAAAGUAAUAUCGAUAAGGAAUGCAGUGUUUGCUUGGAAUAUAAAAUCGGCUCCAGAACUUCAAGGCAUAAAUUUGCAUGUUGAUAAAGGUUCACUUACUGCUAUUGUUGGUACUGUUGGAAGCGGAAAAUCAUCUUUGUUAUCUGCACUUGUGGGAGAUAUGCAUAAAAUUUCAGGGUCUAUUGAUGUAAAGGGUACAUUAGCUUAUGUUCCCCAACAAGCAUGGAUUUUGAAUCAAACAUUUAAAGAAAAUAUAGUUUUCAAUAAAACAGUUGAUUUGGAAAAGUAUGAAUCUAUACUUCAGUGCUGCUGUUUAUUGCCAGACAUUAAUCAGUUACCUGCUGCUGAUCAAACUGAAAUUGGAGAAAAGGGUAUAAAUCUUAGUGGAGGUCAAAAGCAGCGUAUUAGUUUAGCUCGUGCUGUUUAUCAAGAUGCAGAUGUAUAUUUGCUGGAUGAUCCACUUAGUGCAGUUGAUGCUCAUGUUGGUAAAGAUCUCUUUGAAAAUGUCAUAAGUAAUUCAGGAAUUUUAGCUUAUAAGACCAGAAUUCUAGUCACUCAUAAUGUAUCCGUUCUACCACUUGUUGAUAUGAUUAUUGUCAUGGAAGAAGGAAUUAUUAAAGAAUGGGGAACAUAUGAAGUUCUCAAAGAAAACAGUGGAUCAUUUUUAGAUUUGAUCCAGGAACAAAAAAAGGAACAAAUAUAUGAAAAUUCCGAAGAACAGAUGAUAGAAGGUUCAGAUUGCUGUGAUCAUAAAAACCAAACUUCAAACUUACUGAACUUUGAAGCAAGCUCCCUUCAUGCAUUACCUGAACAUCAAAAUGGUAAACUUAUUGAAGAGGAAGCAUAUGAAAUAGGUCAAGUGAAAUGGAUAACAUACUACAACUACUUAAAGUAUUCAAAAUUUUAUUAUCUUCUUCCAAGUAUAUGCUCCUAUAUGGUAUACCAAGUAUUUGAGAUUUUCCUUACUUACUCGCUGAGUAUAUGGUCACCAGAUGAUAGAGACUCGGAGAAUAAUAAUUUCAAUUCCAGCAAGUAUAAACAUCUGUAUGUGAUCCUUCUUUGGGGUUUAUUACAAAUUUUUUCCGUUGUAUCUGCAAACAGCUUUUUAGCAUUAGCUGCUGGUGAAGCAUCACAGAAAUAUCAGGAAAAUUUGAUCUACUGUCUGCUGAAAUGUCCUUUAUCAUUUUUUGAUUCUACGCCACAUGGUCGGAUUAUGAAUAGGUGCAGUAAUGAUCUAAAUGAUAUUGAUAAUGCAAUGCCAAUAAGUUUGGAUUGUUUCUUAGUGUGCUUUUUCCUGUCAUUUGGCACAUUUAUACUUAUUGGUGCAGUUAUACCAGUUUUCUUAAUUGGCUUAUUUCCUAUUGUUGUUAUAUUAUAUGUUACGCAAAAAGGCUUCUUGAUGUCAUCGCGUCAAUUGAAGCGUUUGGAAUCUACUUCAAAGUCUCCAAUUUAUAGUCAUUUUAAAGAAACAAUUCAGGGAAUUUCAAGCAUCUAUUCUUAUAAAGUUGUUCAAGAUUUUAUUGAGACUUUUGAAAGAAAAACAAAUGCAUCUGUUACAUGUUACUACCAUUGGAUUUUAACUUCUGAAUGGCUGUGUAUACGCAUGGGAUUCUUUGCUGUGAUCAUUAUUCUAACAUCGGCGAUUCUUUGUGUGCAAAAUCGGUUUAACUUGAAUCCAUCAACAAUAGGGUUAAUACUAAUAUAUUGUAUGACGAUGUCUUCUGCUCUGAAAUUUUUGAUUCUGAAUGGAACUGCUUUAGAAAAUAGCUGUAUAUCCUUGGAAAGAAUAGAUGAAUAUUCAAAUUUAACUCCUGAGGCUCCUUGGGAGAAAGUACUGAAACCUCCAGAAACAUGGCCAGAAGCAGGCUGCAUAAAAUUUCAAAAUUACAGUACUUGCUACAGAAAGGGUUUGCCAUUAGUUUUGAAAAACCUGAAUUUUGAUAUCCCUUCUGGUAAAAAGGUUGGAAUAGUUGGAAGAACAGGAGCUGGAAAAUCAUCAUUAACUCUUGCUUUGUUUCGAAUUCUUGAGCCAUAUGAAGGCUCAAUUAUAAUAGACAACAUUGACAUAUCAAACAUCGGCUUACAUGAUUUGCGCUCGAAAUUAACUAUCAUACCACAAGACCCUGUAUUGUUUAUUGGAACUCUACGCUUAAAUUUAGAUCCAAAUGGAAAGCAUAGUGAUGAUGUUAUAUGGUCAACCCUUGAAAAAACACAUCUUAAAGAAUAUUUUAUGUCUUCUUCAAAAGGUUUAGAUUUUGAAGUCUCAGAAAAUGGAGAAAAUUUAAGUGCUGGGCAAAAGCAGCUGAUUUGUUUGGCAAGAAGUUUGCUAAGAAGUUCGAAAAUAUUGAUUUUAGAUGAAGCAACUGCAACAGUCGAUACGAAAACAGACUCUCUAAUUCAAGACACCAUUAGAUCAAGUUUUAAAGAUUGUACUGUAAUUACCAUAGCUCAUAGACUCAAUACAGUACUGGAUAAUGAUAUAAUUUUUGUGAUGGACAAUGCUGAAGUGAUUGAAAGUGGAAAACCUUCUGAACUUCUGAACAGUAAUUCUGUAUUUUCUUCAAUGUUGAGUGAUGCUUCCUUUUCUAAGUAGUGAUAUACCAUUCUUAUGUACAUAAUUUAGUGUAAUUAUACUUUGUUGUU
Messenger RNA from Uloborus diversus, 2853 nucleotides. RefSeq names its product multidrug resistance-associated protein 1-like. NCBI's taxonomy places the organism in Eukaryota, Metazoa, Arthropoda, Arachnida, Araneae, Uloboridae. Gene Ontology annotation, molecular function: ATP hydrolysis activity; ABC-type transporter activity; ATP binding. Gene Ontology annotation, biological process: transmembrane transport. The transcript has 19 exons. The record is from RefSeq and is a predicted model, not a curated record. Gene Ontology annotation, cellular component: membrane. The coding region runs from base 104 to 2803 and encodes 899 amino acids.